AUGUCACUCAUCCGAGAAUUCCAGUAUUCCAAAAUCCUUACCUCAAACGCACAGGAGAAAACAGUCACUUUCUUAGGCAAGAUCAAAGGAGAGGAUGCCAUUCUCAAGCUGGAGAAAACGCCGUUUGCCACAGAGACAUCCGAAAUUGACGCUUUUUUCGCCAAAAACACCAUUUCUGAUAUCAAAGAGCUUGCCAGUAACGAUGUUUAUCAUUGGGGAGUGAGUCUUCUUGAACAAACGCUACAGAACCCAACGUGCAAGUACAGUCUGGUGUACCCAGCUACUGAGACCCAUAUUGCCAAAUUCGAAACUGCUGCCUAUCACAUGAUCAGUGAAACGCCAGAACACUACCAGAAUGUGGUGAAGCCAUAUAUCAGCACAAUGCAAGGGGACAGACUGAAAUGGGUGAGAAACAUCCUUUUCGAAGGUGCUGAGGCUGAACGCGUUGUGUACCGGAACGACGAUAGGGAAAAGGGUUUUGUCCUUGUUCCAGAUAUGAAAUGGGAUGGUACAACUCUGGACACGUUAUAUAUCUGUGCUAUUGUUUUGAGAGAAGACAUCGCGUCUAUCCGUGAUUUAAAGCGUGAGCACGUGAACUGGUUGAAUGGCAUGCAGGAUGAGAUUAAAGCAGGAGUUGCCAAAUACUACGGAAAUAAGAUCAAGGGAGAUGAACUGAGAAUCUUCGUUCACUAUCAACCAUCGUACUACCAUUUCCACAUUCACAUCGUGAAUAUUUCACACCCAGGAUUAGCAUCUACCAUGAGUGUGGGCAGAGCCGUACUGCUUCAGGAUGUGAUUGAUCAGCUGGAAUAUCUUGAAGAUGGGAUAGCCAGUAGGACUUUGACAUAUGCAUUAGCUGAGAAUCACAAGCUGUGGGAUUUGGGGCUGAAAUAUGCUACAAGGGGUUGA
This is a messenger RNA of Kuraishia capsulata CBS 1993, 909 nucleotides long. RefSeq lists its product as uncharacterized. The transcript has a single exon. The coding region runs from base 1 to 909 and encodes 302 amino acids. Gene Ontology annotation, molecular function: RNA 7-methylguanosine cap binding; hydrolase activity. Gene Ontology annotation, cellular component: nucleus; P-body. The record is from RefSeq and is a predicted model, not a curated record. Lineage: Eukaryota; Fungi; Ascomycota; Pichiomycetes; Pichiales; Pichiaceae. Gene Ontology annotation, biological process: deadenylation-dependent decapping of nuclear-transcribed mRNA.